AUGGUUGGACUGGAUGCUGAGUUGAACAGGGAUGACGAAUGCGAUAAUGUCGGCUUAAGUUGUGCUUUAGAGCACUUUUCAGAGGUGGAGGAUGUGAUGAAUAUAAUUGAUAAUCUGAAAAAUAUCUACAACUCACCAAAAUCAGAAGUGGAGUAUGAUAGAUUGUAUAACAUAUUAAAGCAAUAUUAUGAACAACCACACCUUCUUGAUCCUUAUUUGGAUAAGAUUUUGGCUAAGUUUCUUGCUUUAAUUAAGGAUAAGGAAUCUCCUUGUGAAUUAAAACAUGCGACAUUCAAUUACAUGUAUCAAAUUAUCAGAGUCAGAGGAUAUAAAGUUGUUGUAAGACAUUUGCCUCAUGAGGUAUCGGAUCUUCUUACUGUUUUAACAUUCCUUGAAGCCCAAGAUCCAAAUGACAAAGAGACUUGGCGUAGCAGAUUCGUAUUGCUACUUUGGCUUUCAAUUGUUGUCAUUAUACCUUUUCAUAUGAGCAGAUUAGAUGGAUUUGCUCCAGAUCAACCAGGAGCAGCUGGUUCGUCUAAGAAACUUACUGUGAUGGAAAGAAUCUUAAACAUUUGUAAAUUAUAUGCAUGUAGCAAAGAUUCAUGCGCUGAAGCAAGUGCAUAUUUAGCUUCUAAAUUUCUUAUAAGGUCAGAUGUUAAGGAAGUGUAUAUGGGUGCAUUUUUUGACUGGGCUUGUGCUUUACAUUCCAAUUUGAAAGAGGAAGACACUAUAUAUUAUGGUGUGCUAGCUGCUGUGGCUGCAGUGCUAAAGCAUGGGAAGAGAAAUGACUUGCUGCCAUAUGCACCUAAGUUGUUAAAGUGGGUUACAGAUCAAAACUACAAACAGCAUUCAGCCAUGCUGGUGAGGAAGUAUGGAGUUAAAAUUGUGCAAAGAAUAGGGUUAACAUUUCUACGGCCACGUGUAGCAUCAUGGCGUUAUACGCGAGGUUCUAGAUCGCUUGCAGUUACACUGGGAGGAGUUGCAGCAGCUGGUGAUACUGAACCCAUGACUUCUCCGCCUGAUGAUGAUGAUGAGGAUAUACCGCAAGAAGUGGAGGAUGUGGUGGAAUUAUUACUUUGUUCAUUGAGAGAUGACGAUACAGUGGUACGUUGGUCGGCUGCUAAGGGCGUGGGUAGAAUAGGCGCUCGUCUACCCGCACUAGCGGCAGCUGACGUGUGCGAAAUUGUUCUUACACUGUUUGCUGAAAACGAACGAGAUACAGCUUGGCAUGGUGGCUGUAUGGCGUUGGCUGAAUUAGCGCGGCGCGGGCUGCUGUCUCCACGGCAGCUGGGCGCGGCGGCGCGUUGCGUUGUGCGUGCGCUAGCGCGGGACGAGGCGCGCGCGGGUGGAGCGGGCGGGCGCGCGGCGCGUGACUCAGCCUGCCACGCAGCCUGGGCCUUCGCGCGCGCCUACGACGCGCACGCUCUCGCGCCGCACGCGCUCACGCUCGCCAACGCGCUCGCUGCCACCGCCUGCUUCGACCGCGAGAUAAAUUGUCGUCGCGCUGCUUCGGCGGCUUAUCAAGAGAAUGUCGGCCGUCACGGAAUGUUCCCGCAUGGAAUCGACGUUCUUACGACAGCCGACUUCCAGUCCGUUGGUCCACGGACCAAUGCGUACCUUGUCGUUGCCCCCCAAAUUGCAUCGUACCCGGAGUACACGCAGCCCCUUAUUGACCACAUCGUCGAUUUGAAAAUAGAACAUUGGGACUACGCGAUACGUGAACUGGCAGCUAAAGCCCUCAAUAAACUAACCGAUAAGAUUCCUGAAUACGUGGCGACAGUAGUGCUACCAAAAUUGAUAGCAAAAACUGAAUCCAUUGAUUUGAACGUACGGCACGGCGCUAUUCUUGGGAUCGGAGAAGCUAUUUUAGCUCUAUCGCAGGCAAAAUUAGCUGAUGGCAGAAAGGCAGGCAGUGCAAUAUCGGAGGAGGUAUGGCGAGCAGUGCGCGAGCUGGUGGGCAGACUGCGCGCGCGGCAGCAGUUUCGCGGUCUGGGUGGAGAGCUCAUGCGCCAGGCGUGCUGUCGCUGCGUCGCACUACUGUCGCGCGCCGCCGCGCCGCUGCACGCGCACCCGCACGUCAUCGGUACGUAA
Parnassius apollo (apollo) is the source of this 2091-nucleotide messenger RNA. The record is from the annotation of a GenBank genome assembly. NCBI's taxonomy places the organism in Eukaryota, Metazoa, Arthropoda, Insecta, Lepidoptera, Papilionidae.